Molecule: messenger RNA, 3655 nt
Organism: Protobothrops mucrosquamatus (brown spotted pit viper)
Lineage: Eukaryota; Metazoa; Chordata; Lepidosauria; Squamata; Viperidae
Gene: RIMBP2
Product: RIMS binding protein 2
Exons: 17
Coding region: 16-3636 (1206 amino acids)
Biological process (GO): neuromuscular synaptic transmission
Molecular function (GO): protein binding
Source: RefSeq, a predicted model, not a curated record
UCUUUAGCCCAGUUGAUGAAUGGAAUUGCCGCCUCUCUGGGUCAAGGUCAUGAAAGUCCCUCCCGAGGCCAGUUUGUGAUCUCUGAAUAUACACGUCCCCUGCAGCCGUCUGGUGACAAGCCAGAACAACUCUCCAUCAAACCAGCUUUCCUGGUCCGCUCGCGUUCUGGCAGCCCACGAUGCAGAUUUGAAUCAGACAUGGAGAACAAACAGAAUUCUAAUACCUCAAAGCCGAGAUAUUCGGGGAAAGUCCAUCUUUGCAUCGCCCGAUACAGCUACAAUCCGUUUGAUGGGCCGAAUGAGAACCCUGAGGCAGAACUUCCACUAACCGCAGGAAAAUAUCUCUACGUGUACGGAGAUAUGGAUGAAGAUGGCUUUUUUGAAGGUGAACUUCUAGACGGACAGAGAGGAUUGGUUCCCUCCAACUUUGUGGAUUUUGUGCAGGAUGAGUCUCGUUUAUCCUGCGGGUUGGGCGGCGAGGCAGAGCAGAACGUCCUCAACCACAGUAGUCACCUGGUGGAAGGAGAAGGCCUCCAGGACAUCAGCUUACCGGUCCAGUUAGACUCCGGCAUUCUCAAUAAUGGUGCAGGAACUCUGGAUGUGAACAUUGACGAGAUUGGAGAAAACAUUGUGCCUUACCCUCGAAAAAUUACCCUUAUCAAACAAUUAGCCAAAAGUGUCAUUGUGGGCUGGGAAGCUCCAGUUAUGCCACCUGGAUGGGGAACCAUUCAUAGCUACAACGUCCUGGUAGACAAGGAAGUACGAACGAACGUCCCCUUGGGGAGCAAAACUAAAGCUCUCAUCGAAAAAUUGAACAUCGCUACUUGCACUUACCGGAUAUCCGUUCAAAGCAUAACCAGCCGGGGCAAUUCCGACGAACUGCAGUGCACCUUGUUGGUUGGGAAAGAUGUCAUUGUGGCACCUUCACACCUUCAGGUCGACAGCGUCACCCAGAUUUCGGCGGAGAUCACCUGGCUUCCCACGAACAGCAACUACAGUCACGUGAUCUUCCUCAACGAAGAGGAAUUUGACAUUGUACGGGCUGCCACUUACAAGUAUCAGUUUUUUAACUUGAAACCCAACAUGGCCUACAAGGUCAAGGUUUUGGCCAAGCCCCAUCAGAUGCCCUGGCAGCUGCCUUUGGAGCAACGUGAAAAAAAGGAAGCUUUCGUAGAAUUUCUGACCUUGCCAGCAGGUCCACCAGCUCCACCUCAAGACAUUCGAAUUCAGGCUGGUCCAGCACCAGGAACUAUCUUGGUUUGUUGGGGGCCACCAGUUCUCACCGCAGCGGGGACCUCCAACGGAGCCAAUGUGACUGGCUAUGGUAUUUAUGCAAAAAAUCAAAGGGUGGCUGAAGUGAUGUUUCCAACUGCAGAGAACACCCCAGUGGCGCUAACCAAAAUCCAGAGCCUGGAUGCCAGAGAGGUCCUUGUGCGGACACUGUCUGCCCAAGGGGAGUCCAUGGACUCGCUGAGCGCUCCCAUCCCACCGGACUUACUGGUGCCUCCUCACCCUCAGCCAGCUCCCAAAACCAAGCCAUUAUCAAGUGCCAGUAUCCAAGAUACCAAAGAGGAACACUUGUGUCCGCACGGAAAAAGGGACGACUCCUGGGAACAGACCCACGCGGCCUCUCCCAUCCACGGACACUCCCUGGAACCUCCCAACUUCCACAGCCCGCUUCACGGGCAGCGGUCACCCUCUCCCAAUCGGAUCCUUCCACAGCCGCAGGGGGCACCUGUCCCUAACACAGUCGCCAAGGCCAUGGCCCGAGAAGCCGCGCAGCGGGUGGCAGCCGAAAGCAACAGGAUGGAGAGGAGGGCCGCCUUUCCAGAAAGAAGCAACGCGUUGCAGUACGCCAACUCUGAUGAGGAAGAAGAUGGGUACGACUCGCCCAGGGUCAAACGAAAAGGUGCUUCGGUGGAUGAAUUUUUGAAGGGCUCCGAACUUGGGAAACAGCCCCACUAUUGCCACGGGGAGGAAUAUCACACGGAAAGCAGCCGAGGCUCUGAUUUGUCUGACAUUAUGGAAGAAGAUGAGGAAGACUUAUAUUCAGAGAUGCAGCUGGAAGAUGGUGGCGGGCGGAGACGUGUUAGCGUAACCUCACAUAACACCCUGAAGGAAUGCUAUCAGCAUAAAGCCACUGAAACAGCUUUCCCGGACCCUCCCAAUUUUGCCCGCCAACGUAAAAAACUGUUCAGUAUCCCGGAAGUCGCUGAAGAGGACGGCGAUCCCUCCGAACGUUUCCACAAGCGGGGCUCACGGCGGCCCCACCAGACACGAAGCACCCUCGCUAGAGAGGGUAGAUCCAUCAAGGCCUACCCUCCAGACCAUCCUCCCUUCUGGCACCCCACCAAGUCACAGAGUAUGGAGGACCCCGAAGAACGAGGCUGUAGAUCCAGCAGGUCUUCCAUCCGAAGUCCAGACAGUGGCUUGGACUGUGGCAGCGAAGAAGAAGAAUCACGUUUUAAUGUUCUCCCCGUGCAGGAGACCCUCGCUGCCCCUAUGUCCCCCGCCAGUUGUCGGGAUGAUGACAGCUCUUCUUUAUCCUCACGGCCGCUCUUGGCCCGUCGGAAGACCCUGGUGCGGCAGAGCAGCGUUGAAGAAGACUUUGGAGACCCCAUCCAGCUCUUUGUGGACUCUCCGAAGCAGGAGGACUUUCCAGCUUGUUACAAGAGGAAGCCCGAACAUCAGAGAUGUUGUAGAGCAGAACACUUGGCCCACGAAGAUGCUCAAGGAGACUGGAGUAGUAGCCCCUUGGUAGAGAACGAAGCGAGACUAACUCCUCUUCCGUUUUCAAAGCAGCCCAACCAAAAGUCUGAAGCCCCACCGCUCUUAAGUAACCCGAUGUCGUCCAGGCGACCAGACCGAGGAGAGCAUCCAGGUCAAAGGUUAUCUCGUGACACUUCAGGUCCUCGAAGGUCGCGUCCCAGUCUGGUCCCUUCUAUGGAUGGGUACGGUACUCACGACCGUCUGUCGCCGGAGAUUUACGAAGAAUCGGAAACUGAUCCCGGAGCAGAAGAGAUGGCCCCGCGCAUCUUUGUCGCCCUCUUUGAUUACGAUCCACUGACCAUGUCUCCAAACCCCGAUGCGACAGAAGAACUGCCGUUUAAAGAAGGACAGAUUAUCAAGGUUUACGGAGACAAAGAUGCUGAUGGGUUUUAUCGGGGGGAAACGUGUGCGAGGCUGGGCCUUAUCCCUUGCAACAUGGUUUCCGAAAUCCAAGCGGAUGACGCAGAAAUGAUGGACCAUCUUCUGAGGCAAGGCUUUCUCCCUCUGAACACCCCUAUCGAGAAACUUGAAAGAAACAGAAGAAGCAGCCGUCCGCCUGGGUCAGCCACAAGAAGAAUGGUUGCGUUAUAUGACUACGAUCCAAGAGAAAGCUCUCCUAAUGUUGACGUGGAGGCUGAGCUCACAUUUUGUACUGGAGACAUUAUUACUGUCUUUGGAGAAAUUGACGAAGAUGGUUUUUAUUAUGGGGAACUUAACAACCAGAUGGGUCUUGUUCCUUCGAAUUUUCUUGAAGAAGUGCCUGAUGACGUAGAAGUUUAUUUAUCCGACGCUCCCUCGCGAUACCCUCAAGACGCACCCAUUCGUACAAAAGCGAAAAGGAAGAAGAGUGUUCAUUUCACACCUUAAAAAUGGGCAACGUUGCCUU